Colletotrichum siamense is the source of this 807-nucleotide messenger RNA. RefSeq lists its product as uncharacterized. Bases 1 to 807 code for a protein of 268 amino acids. The transcript has a single exon. Lineage: Eukaryota; Fungi; Ascomycota; Sordariomycetes; Glomerellales; Glomerellaceae. The record is from RefSeq and is a predicted model, not a curated record.
AUGCAGUCACUAUACAAACAGAACCUAUUGUCAGAGAACGUGGGGGGCUUUGCACUCUUACUCCUGCUCUUCUGCUUUUUCCGAGACCACCUCUUCUUGAAACAGGUCGAAAACCAAGGCCUCACAGCAGUGAAUAACGACGAGGAACGAGUUACUUCUAGUAUGAGUCGCUGGUCAAAGACUUGGCGGCUGUUGGAUCCGACCAAGCGAUCAAAUUCCACGCGCAUCAGAACCGUCGCAAUUCAGUACUAUCAUAUCAUUGGUCUUAUUAUAGAAUUACCCCUGAAGGAUCUGUAUGCGUUUGCAGGCUGGAGAGUCACGCGAUUCAAGCAGCGCGAGACCAGACAAAGAUUGAUGGCAUGGGUUUCAGAGCACGGAGAUAGGGCGAGGUCUGCCGCACUUCAUGCUGGAAGGAUAUUUCGCCAGUGUCGAAACCGCUCCUCCUGCGGCUACCAGGAACCUUGCGCAAUGCUCAUCGCAAGCCUUACUCUCUGGAUGUACAACAGCUCGUUGACGACCCAGUUGGUGGCAUGCAGGGAGAGCUAUCGUCAGCAAAACCAAUCCCCCAUACUCAGACUCGACGAAGACAGCGACCGUGAAGAGGCGUGGGAUUGGAUACAGACGGGGAAAAAAGCGCGUCCAUUCGUUGCUGGCAUUGGUGAUAUCCACAUGCCCGGAGGUCACUCCAAGGCCGUGAAUCAAGCCAUCAACAUUCUGUCGUCGCUGAAGGAAUGGCAAAUUGGGCAGUUGUUCUCUGUCACUUUGAAAGACUUGAUUGUGUUAUUUGAUAGAGACACUAUGAACUAG